CCAGGGGUGAAAGUUUAGAGUUCAGACGUCCAGCGAACUGUGGUGUCUCAUCGAGAUCUGUACCGGAGUAGAAAGGAGAGAGUUUUGUUUUGCUAAGUAUUUUUUUACGGUUUUAUUUGAUUUUUAAGUUUUCUUUCUAAGUUGCGCGCCCUGUGGCAUAGAGCGAAGAUGCAGGACCUGCUUGCUACUGUUGAUCAUAUUAAAUUCGAUCUGGAGAUUGCUGUGGAGCAGCAGCUGGGAGCACAGCCCCUGCCGUUUCCUGGCAUGGACAAAUCUGGGGCCGCUGUGUGUGAAUUCUUCCUGAAAGCAGCGUGUAUAAAAGGAGGCAUGUGUCCGUUCCGACACAUCAGUGGAGAGAAGACGGUGGUGUGUAAGCACUGGCUGAGGGGGCUGUGUAAGAAAGGAGACCAGUGCGAGUUUCUACAUGAGUAUGAUAUGACCAAGAUGCCAGAGUGUUACUUCUACUCCAAGUUUGGAGAGUGCAGUAAUAAGGAGUGUCCAUUCUUGCACAUUGACCCCGAGUCAAAAAUCAAAGACUGCCCGUGGUACGACCGAGGAUUCUGUAAACAUGGUCCCCUGUGCAGACACAGGCACUCUCGAAGAUAUAUCUGCGUCAAUUACCUGGUCGGGUUCUGUCCUGAAGGGACCUCCUGUAAACAUGUGCAUCCUCGCUUUGAGUUGCCAAUGGGAACAACGGAACAACCGCCGUUACCUCAGCAACCGGCGAUGCAGCAGAAAUCGCGGAACCUUCCGAAUUUUCAGCAGCAAAACGUUACUCCAAUGAUUCAGAGGUCAUCGUCCUCCCUUAUUCAGCUCACAAGCACCAAUGCCACCUCCAACCAACAGAGGGUGCCGCAGGGGUUUGGAGCCAUGCAAUACCAUGGCAACAGCACAGGAAGCAGAGGGCCCAGGCCCCUGGAGCAGGUCACCUGUUACAAGUGCGGUGAGAAGGGGCACUAUGCAAACCGAUGUACCAAAGGACACCUGGCAUUCCUGAGUGGGCAGUAAUUAGUCCUCGCUGGCCUGUGGAACCUGAACUCUGGAAACAGUUACUGGAGCGCAACAUGCUGCCCAGAAACAGUUUCUACAUCAAUCCCAUUUUCAGGGGACCCCUUUUUAUUUCAAAGAGGCAGUGAACCCUUUUUAGUUUCUUGUGUCUGUCCCUGUGAUUAGUUCACAGUCAAACCGUUUUGUCACUUACAAGUUGCCCCCUUUGAAAAAUACCAGCUGCCUGCAGGUAGAGAACAGUAGCGGACUGUCAGGACUCUUGCUUUUUAGUUUGUAAUGGUGGUGGUUGAUGCAGAGUUAGUCUGAAGUCUAUUAGUGGUUGUUAAGAGAAUGCAGGCAUGAGUACGCCAGCCUGAUUCACUUCCAUUGCUAUGCAUCUAGCACACUGCAUGUAUGGAGUAGUGUGGAAGCAUUCUUUCAAGACUUAGGGUGACAAUAAGGAUAACAGGCAGUGUCUUACUAUUUACUGGGAUUUUUCUUAAAGGCUUUGCUUGGUAUUUUAUUACAUUGUUGCAACCCCUGGGGCAUCCAACCUAGAAUCGCAUGCAAUACGUCAAUCUAAAAAAAAAACAACACUUUUUUAUGCUUUUUUACUUUAGUUAUUUUUCAAGACAUGUGCUUCUUUUCUGUUCUGGUAAUUUACUGUGUAUGUUAAAGUAAAGCUAACCCACUAGCCACAAGGCAGGCAAGCAAAACCACAGCCCAGGAAGUACUUGCAGAAUAACAGAAUCGUAUGGCUGCCAUCUGCUCCAUGUCAAUUUUAUUUGUAUUAGUUUUCUUCAUCUAUUUUGGUAUAGCGUCCAGUGCCACCAGUAACUCUAGUUUUUGACUGGGAUUUUAACUUGGCACACAGUGCUGCCUAGUGGGCAAAUGUAGUUAUAGCCAGGAUCCUCAAGUAAAUGUGUUCUGCACUCCCUUGCUGCUCAGCCAUUGGUUAUUGUCUCAGCUUGUGGAAAAGACAAGCUGGUUUGUAUUGGGGUCAUAAACAAGGAGUGUGAACGCAGGUGCAUUUCAGUAACUAUCUCAGCUACUUUUCUUGUAUUCUCAUUAAUGAUUGAUACUACUGAAAAAGGUAACAAAAGAUGUGCAGGAAAAUAAUGUAAUAGAAUACAUGUUACUGCCUGCUUUUCUAUAUUAACUGUUUUUUUAAUUGGCAUCAGAUUAUUGCUUUUUGUUUUUACUGUGUUUUCUCCAAUGCCAGAGCAUGAUCUCUUCAUUUGUAUUCAGUUUAAUACAGUAGCCUGUGUUUCUGAGUGCCAGUUGUAGGUUUGUUUGGUCAUACUAAGCCUAGGCUGAUUCGGUCAAUCUUAAGGAAUGGGUCUUGUAACGUAAGAGCUCCAGUGUUAAAGCACUUGGUCCUUUGACUGUAAGGUUAUCUGGAGACUGGGAUUCCCUGUGAGCCAAUACAGCAUCUUGGACAACAUGCUUCAUGAUUCAUGAGCCAAUGUAAGUUAGCUCAAAAUGAGCAAUAGGAAGUACUGCUCAUGUCCCCCGCAAUGAGCCAAGUCAUAUUGUUCAUGUAUUUGUAGAUAUAAAGAUUAAUACAUUCCAUGAGCUCUGUAAAUGGUGUACCUGAGAGGUUUACAUGUUAGCCGAGACCAAACAGCGUCAAACUCCUUUGCCAGAGCCGAGAGGGCCGUUCAAACUUGCAGGCAGAGUUACUGGCAAACCCAAACGUGGACUGAUGAAAUGUUUGUUCUUUUCAUGUUUUUUUAAUUAAAGAAUAUUGUUCCAAAAUGAGUUCUGUAUUCAUGUUCGUUGUUAAAAUAACCUGCCACCCAUUGUGUUCUUUGUGCCUUAUGUGAUUAAAAAAAAUGUAAUUGACAAAAA
Molecule: messenger RNA, 2838 nt
Organism: Acipenser ruthenus (sterlet)
Lineage: Eukaryota; Metazoa; Chordata; Actinopteri; Acipenseriformes; Acipenseridae
Product: cleavage and polyadenylation specificity factor subunit 4-like
Exons: 8
Coding region: 169-1008 (279 amino acids)
Molecular function (GO): RNA binding; zinc ion binding
Source: RefSeq, a predicted model, not a curated record